AUGAAAUGGUUGAGGGUAUUGUUUGGACAAGUAGCAAAACCCAUCGAUUUUGGUAAUAAUCUUGCAGUUCAAGACCAAUUUGUCAAAAAUAAUGUCGUGAAUCAAAUGGGAAACGUUAGUAAAAUCGAUUUUGUUAAAUAUGCUAAACAAACAAUACAGGUUCAUGGAUUUGUUUUUGAUUUAAAAAAUGGCUCAUUAUUAAAGGUUACAGCAAAUAAAACAUGGCUUUUUACUAACAGAGUCAACUUGGAUACAUUUUUCACAACUAAUUGGAUAUUAUUCUUUCAACUUCCAAAUGCAAAUUUUAAACAAUGUUCAAUGCAACUGUCAUAA
Molecule: messenger RNA, 333 nt
Organism: Entrophospora sp. SA101
Lineage: Eukaryota; Fungi; Glomeromycota; Glomeromycetes; Entrophosporales; Entrophosporaceae
Source: the annotation of a GenBank genome assembly